UUCUUUGGAAUGACUAUCGAUAAUAAGGUCAUAUAUCUAAGGACGCGAAUUUCUGUAUUUUUCUGUAUCUAACGACAUUCGAUAAGUGAUUUUUGUAGGCGUGGACAACUUUUAUCAAUGGUCAUACUUAAUCAAUGAAAAAAUAUGAGAGUUUCUAGUAUUUCAAAUAUUAUCAUAGGAUAGCUAUAUAUAUAAAUCAUCGUUACAGUACUUUUGUAGGAUUUUAAAAUGGACCCGGAACUCUGGACCAUAAAAGAUGUGGGUGCAUACCUUGACGAAAAUGAUUUCAAACACUAUAGGAAGCUGUUUUGUGAAGAAAAUAAAAUUGAUGGCAGAGUGUUUCUAUCGCUGACUGAAAAUGACCUCAAACAACCACCUCUGCAAAUCUUGCCAUUCGGAGAUUUAAGAAGACUUUGCUUUCUUAUUGAAAAUCUAAGAGAAGAAAAACGUAAUCGUGACCAGAAAACAAGUGAUUCUCCAUUCAAACAGACCUAUUCAACAUUCAAUAAUUACAUCCAUUCGGAACAAUCAUCCACACGGUCCGGAUUAUCUUCCCCUUCCGGCGGAAUUUCGAUUACCGACUCUGAUGACGAUUCUUUUCAGACCAGAAAGAGACUGAAAUUGGACCGACGGAAAUUUGCACUGUCUGUUUUGUAUCUGUUCUGUUCUCAUUUUUUCUCGGGGUUUGCUGUGACGUAUGCCCAAGAAAAUUUACCGGAUAAAAAGAAGUACCCGCCCUUACCUGAUAUAUUUCUAGACAAUUUGCCAUUUAUACCAUGGGCUUACCGAGUGACAGAGGGAGCUAUUUUUGUUCUUAUUAUAAUGGGACUUAUAAUGUUGUUUUUCCAUAAAUACAGAUUUUUAGUAAUUCAGCGGUUAAUGAUAAUAGCUGCCACUAUCUACCUUCUACGAUGUUUUUGUGUGAUGUCUACAGCCAUACCAAUGCCACAGAAAGACUACAACUGUAAUCGUAUAGAAGUAAAGGAUGGUUGGGAGAGAUUGUCACGUGUUGUACGGUUCUAUGCAGCUAUUGGUAUGAAGUCAAAUGGAAUAAAGACGUGUGGGGACUAUGUGUUCAGUGGUCAUACUGUCAUAAUGACUUUACUUGUGCUAAGUAUUAAUGAAUAUACUCCCCGCAAUAUGCUGUGUUUACAUACAUUGAACUGGGUUGUUGGUAUUUUUGGAGUAUUUUUCAUUCUUCUAGGCCAUGGGCAUUAUACACUGGACAUACUAUUGGCCUUUGUCAUUUCAUCUAAACUUUUCUCAUACCACCACACUAUAGCAAUCAAUAUGUCGCUAAUAUCACGUGACACUCACCGUUUGAAAAAGUGUUUUCCGGUGCUAUAUUAUUUUGAGCAAGAUACGGAUGGACACAUACCAAACGAGUACGAAUGGCCGUUACCGAAGGUAAAGAAAGUAGAAUCAUUUUACAGUGAUGUUAAAUUUAGUUUUGGAAAUUAUUUCAGUUCGAAAUCGAAACAAGUUGUGUAACGUGUUGUUGACAUUACGGUUAUAUUUAUAAACACAGGAUGGGAUCACAUUUUUAGAAUAAAUAUCCAUUCAGCUAUAUAAUGAAUAGCAGGAAGAUCUACACAUACAUCGCAUUAACAAUUCUCUAUACAUGCUAUAUGUCGAAGAGAGGCAUACAUUGACUUAAGUUAAAUAUCAGCCUAGACGAACACAAUUUUGUAACCUUAAGAAUCUAGUAUCAAUAGCGUAGAAAGACUGACUGAAAACAUGUUAAACAAGGAAACAACGACUAUUGAGAUUAAGGAUCCACAGUUUGACGAACUUGAAAAAUAUAGAUAAUGGUAGUGCCUUGAAAUUAGAUUCUAUCACUGGAAUAGAUGAUUGCAUUCUAUUACGUGAAAUAGAUCAUGACAACAGGUGUAAUGUAAAAACUCACAACACGUGUUAUGUCAAAACUCACGACAACACGUGUCAAUUCAAAACUCAUAACACGUGUCAUUUCAAAACUCACGAUUACAAGUGUCAUAUCAAACAUCUGCAAUAUUUAAUCCAUUUCGAUCAAUUGAGCAAUUUAUUAUAUAAAAAUCAUGUCUGUCUAUCAGAACUAUAAGAAAUAUCAGAAAAUAAAAGGCGUUUAAAAUACAGUUAAACAUUCCAUGUUCAGUAGAAUUUUUCUCCACUUCAUUCCAACGUAGUCUUGAACGACCGUCUGAAGUCCGUAUUUCAACGGACAUUUUUGUUGAUUUCGAUUAUGUUAAUCAAUUACAGAAAACAAAAACUCGUACAAUUUAAUUUUAGUAGCUAAGAAUACAAUAAAAUUAUGUUGAUUUAUAAUCAAAUAAUUAUUUUCAAAGGUAUUUUUAAACACUAUGUGCUUUGUACCGUUUUGAACCGUCUAUGAUCUGGUUAAAUGAUUUGCCUGUUUAGAGGCUUAGUUUUUAGUUAGACCAAAAUAUAUAUACUUGUUUUUCCUACCUACCCUAAGUUGUGAUGCCUACUCGGACACAGUUUAUGGACAUUUUUGGUUUAGUACUGUUUAAGUCCAGACUUGGUGAAACACUGUUAAAGAUAUUUUCUUAUAUAUUCUAUGUAAAAUAUUAAAAAAUCAUUUUACCUACCUAACUACUCUAUUGUUUCUAACAAGGGACCGGAAACAAGUAUAUAUGUUUUUUUCGGUGUAGGAAUGAUUGAUGAUAAAUGUACAUUUUUAUAUUGAUAUAUAUAUAUAUAUAUAUAUAAUAUAUAUAUUAAGUCAACUUUUUUUUCGUAUUGUGUUUUUCUACCUCGCACUUUAAUGCAAAUGUGUUUUAAAUGACAGGACAUCUGUUACUAUUCUGUUUGUUAAAGUAUUCCAACCGACAUUACUGAAAUAGGUAUCACAUGUACCAGUGGACCUUUAUCAGUAUCAGUACCGAAAAGUUAAAAAAAAAAACCCAAGUGGAAUUCAAAUUAUUCAUGAUAGUCAAAAUUAAAGACUUCUUUUUUUUGCAGCAGUUAGAAUCAAAUUCCAUAAAAUGAAAAAUGUUGUUCUCGAAAUGAGUUUUCAAAAAUUUGACUUAUUUCGGCAACCUCUUCUUAACUUCAGUCAGGCAUUCAUUCGACUGAAAGUUUUUUCUUGAUGAAAUAUAUUUCUAAUAAUUGUUGUAUAUAGAUAUACUUCCAAUAUUUUAAAAGUAUAUCAACAUAAUCUGUUAUAAAAAAAUAUCAAAGGUGUUUUUUUUUUAACACUUAAGCUUUGCUGAAAACAAUUUGAAGACAAUAGUCAUGUGUAUGCACAUUUAAACUCGUAAUUCAUGUGUGCAGUGUGCCAGCCAGAGCAAUCACUAUUUAUUAUCGUACAUAAUCAUUGGUUUUGACAAUCAUCGUCGUGCUAUUCUAGUUAUUUGUGUUAUAGAAUAUCUAUUUAUAAAAAAAUAUUUUAUUAAUAAAACACUUUUCAGUUUG
Molecule: messenger RNA, 3414 nt
Organism: Mytilus californianus (California mussel)
Lineage: Eukaryota; Metazoa; Mollusca; Bivalvia; Mytilida; Mytilidae
Product: sphingomyelin synthase-related protein 1-like
Exons: 5
Coding region: 229-1491 (420 amino acids)
Biological process (GO): ceramide biosynthetic process
Cellular component (GO): endoplasmic reticulum membrane; Golgi membrane
Molecular function (GO): ceramide cholinephosphotransferase activity; protein binding; sphingomyelin synthase activity
Source: RefSeq, a predicted model, not a curated record